ACGCCUGACAGUCACUCGUUCCACCACUUGCUGAGUUUACUUGUCUUCUGUGUCUUCUCCUGUGCGAAGAUGAAGACCAUCAAAUUAUUUUACCUACUGUUGACAUGCGUCGGAGCCUCUGCCAUGAGUACUAGACUUGCUUAUUUCGAAGCUCUCCGGAAAAACUGCACCACUAUGGAAUGCAUGCGGCGGGUGGGCGUGUGUCACAGUUUCGUGUUCAAAAAUCUCGCGUUCAGUGCGAAGUACCAUCCUCUCGCGGCCAAAUGUUCAGCGACCUACACUGACCCUGCGCUGGUUGACUUCUGCGCUCAUGUUGCUGUCGGUGAUUACAAAGCCAACGGCACGAUGCGAACGGAAGUGCUAAAGAGUCAUGUCGAGAAGUACUUCUGCAAUGAAUACAAUCUUUUGGGAGAUAUCUUGGCUCGUUUCCAAGUUUGUGAUUCCGGUCUGCAGGCUGAAAUGUACCUGGACUGUAUUUUGGAAGGCUGCGUGUCCACAUGAAAAUCCAGCUGCAGGAAGACACUCCAAUGCAUCAUAAAUACUGAAUUUUGUGAAGUGCGAAUUAAACACACAGUUUAUAUAUAAAAAUAUG
This is a messenger RNA of Penaeus chinensis, 592 nucleotides long. RefSeq lists its product as uncharacterized. The transcript has 5 exons. The record is from RefSeq and is a predicted model, not a curated record. NCBI's taxonomy places the organism in Eukaryota, Metazoa, Arthropoda, Malacostraca, Decapoda, Penaeidae. Bases 70 to 501 code for a protein of 143 amino acids.